UCUCUCCCCCUUUUUAUGUAAUCGAUUUGGAGAAUUUGCUCCAACAAGUAGACUCCAGUCUUGAAGUCAGCAUGGAGAUGAAUUCCUCAGCGCUUUGUGCUUUGGCUAUUGUUCUGUUGGCAAUUGUAGAUUUGAAAAUAGUCGCUGCUGAAACUGGAGGCAAAUCUACAGUGCCGACCCUCCAGAAGGCAGGUCACUGCCCACGGCUUCUGAACGUCGUGCCGUCACACAAGGGAUGUGUCUGUGACGAGGACUGUCCUGGAGAUGACAAGUGCUGUGUCUUUGACUGUGGCGCCGUGUGUGUCCCACCUGCCUUCACAAAGCCAGGAAUGUGCCCUCGCAGACUAUGGGGCUCAGGGAUGUGUGCAGAGUUCUGUUCCAACGACAGUGACUGCUCCAAUGAUGAAAAAUGCUGCCACAACGGAUGUGGGCAUGAGUGCAUUACACCUUACACAGUGAAGCCCGGUCGAUGUGCCCUGCCCAAGGGGACCCCUAUGUGUGCUGAGUACUGUUACCAUGACGGCCAGUGCCCAGAAGAACAGAAGUGUUGCCGGACAACCUGCGGCCACGCCUGCAGCGAGCCAUGUUCAUAGGACGGCAAGGUUUGGGUCGGGAGAUUAGUGACAAUGCUAAUAGACUCCUUCUCUUUCAAGAACAAGAAUGCUUGUUGGCUUUUUUUUUUAAGAGGGGGUGUUUUUUGUUCUUGUUUGUAUUCCAAUCAAUAAAACCAUCUGUGUAGCCUUUAAA
Molecule: messenger RNA, 747 nt
Organism: Oncorhynchus mykiss (rainbow trout)
Lineage: Eukaryota; Metazoa; Chordata; Actinopteri; Salmoniformes; Salmonidae
Biological process (GO): innate immune response; antibacterial humoral response
Cellular component (GO): extracellular region
Molecular function (GO): serine-type endopeptidase inhibitor activity
Source: RefSeq, a predicted model, not a curated record